Messenger RNA from Fusarium graminearum PH-1, 2131 nucleotides. RefSeq lists its product as uncharacterized. The record is from RefSeq and is a predicted model, not a curated record. The transcript is spliced from 3 exons. Bases 299 to 2131 code for a protein of 610 amino acids. NCBI's taxonomy places the organism in Eukaryota, Fungi, Ascomycota, Sordariomycetes, Hypocreales, Nectriaceae.
CUCAUAUCUUUGAGCUUCCUUUUGCUUUUAUUUCUUUUUCAUAGUUCUGAGAACCAACCAAUUCCACCUGUUGCAAUACCAGUCCCGACCAUUUCACACACCGAGCUCCUUCACUCUAUCCUUCCUCACGCCUGAGUAGAACACGGGAUAGUUCAUGUUUGACGGCAUGGAGGCGCCUAUGUACCAGUGAACGAUCGUCUUUGCUCGUUGAGGAGCCUCAUAAGCUUCCUUCCGAGCACCCAUUACCUCUUGCUUCCGAUAGCAUCUCACGGGCCAGGAGUGCAAACAGUUUGGUCCAAUGGGCAAUGAACAAUCCGCCGAAACCCCUCGCGGGCAUCGGAAACUAUCCAAGCCACCCCACUGCAGCCAGACAACAGCAGCUGGUCUGCCAUACGCUGCUGCUGCCGUGACGCCCAAUUGUGAGCACUACUCCAACUCGUAUCUUGUUGGAUCGCUGCCGCCUACUCCUAAUAAGGCUUCAUCCACGAGGAGGGUGGCGCCUGGGCUUGGUAUAGCCGUCCCUGCUAGUGACGUUGUUAGUCCUGUGACAAGUCCUACUUGUAGAGAAUCCCGGCGUGAUUCAAUGCGACGAAGGUCAUCAGUCCAGUCAGAGCAGUCUCCCAGGUUGCCAAGCUUCCUCAACAGCUCCAGGGCGAGCUCUAUGGCCCAAGAUAGCGGUUACCGCACACUCGCCCGCGCUGAUAGCAUGCCCGUUGCAGUACCGUCUGGCUCUACUGGCUACAAUACGAGAGCUGCUGAGCUUAAAUCGCUUCUCGGUGCUAAAGAGAAGCUUCCUAGCGAGCCUAUCACCUCCAAAUUUAAGAUCCAUUCUGAUGAGGCCGGCCAGGAUGUAACAGAUGACAACAACAACGCCUAUCAUUCUGCGGGCUCUUCCAUCAGCAGGACGAAUUCAGACGUUUCUCUCUACAUGCCAAUGCGCCGCCGCUCCGUCGUGCAAAUCCCAGGCGUAGCAACUAGAGCCCACCAUUCCAAUCCCCCGGUCUCAGCCAAAUCGAGCUUCCGCAAGAGUCUCCCACCAACUCCAAGUCAAUCCCGGCACAAUUCGAUCGAGUCUGGCAUGGCAAGACGUAUGUCGAUGCCUACCACAAUCACAUCGCAAACCCACUCUUCAGGCAGGGCCGUUACGCCAGUGGAAGCCGACUACAAGCAACUAGGUGGUAUGAAAUUUGGAUCUCUGCGCAUCACCAACGGAGCACCGGUGACUUCCCCAGUGCCCGAAAAUGACGUCAAGCAACAAGGGGCUUCUAAGUCGACACUAGCAACCCCUUGUGCGGAUUACUUUGAUGAGCAAGCCAUCAAUCCUACCAAUUUGGUGAACGAAGGAUUGAACACGGCAGAGACAAGGUCUAUGACAACUGGAAAAGUCAUUGCUCAAGUUCCAAGCUCCGUUGCCGAGCAUUUGGGCAAUACAGACAAAUCUAGAACAGGUCAUGGCCAAAUGUCUGAGAACGGGAAUGCUGUCUCAUUUCCCGUUGCUGAGGUUCUGCACCUAAAGGAAGACACAACUUCAAAGCCAGACCCAAAGAAAAUGCACUUGGACCUCGAACACAAAAUGCUUAAAGGGUUGACAAGGUCUGACAGUGGCUUUAUCCCGAGUCCCUCAUCUGAGAAAACGCAGCGGACCGCGUCCCGCAAUGACAGUGGUUACAGUUCCAAUGUCUCUCUCCGAUCAUUACCUAGCUUGAGAUCCGGCUUCACGGAAAAGAACACUAUGACUGCGGAAAGGCUUGAAAUCGACGUCUCGGGGAUGAGCUCGCCUUCGGAUUCAAACUCGACGCGCACUUCUUCUUUGGACCCUUCACAAACACGCAAUCGGUUACCAAUUCACCUCGAGGUUCCUCUAUCAUCAGUAGAUGAUGACACCUCAACUUACCCAACAAGUCCGACUAGCAGGCCAUUCUCCCCAUUUGCUAUCGGCAGUCGGAUACGCCUCUCGUCACUAAAGUCCACCCGGAGUUUCGAGCCACGAGUAUCGAGCACCGCGACAACACCAAUCCUCCUGUCAAAGAGCGAUGAUAACAGUCAACUGUCUACUAUAACCCCUGAUGUCACCCAGGGCGGUAACUGUGCCGAACAAUGCUCGGGGUCUCAAGCCCAAAUCGAGGCCUAG